This is a messenger RNA of Micropterus salmoides (largemouth bass), 1923 nucleotides long. RefSeq names its product acyl-CoA Delta-4 desaturase-like. The record is from RefSeq and is a predicted model, not a curated record. Lineage: Eukaryota; Metazoa; Chordata; Actinopteri; Centrarchiformes; Centrarchidae. Gene Ontology annotation, biological process: lipid metabolic process. The coding region runs from base 86 to 1411 and encodes 441 amino acids. The transcript is spliced from 12 exons. Gene Ontology annotation, cellular component: membrane. Gene Ontology annotation, molecular function: oxidoreductase activity, acting on paired donors, with oxidation of a pair of donors resulting in the reduction of molecular oxygen to two molecules of water.
AAAGUGCCGUUGGCCUGACCGCAGUCAAAACUGACUGUAUCUUUUGGUGUGUGCAGGUGGACCCAGGCCGGAGACCGCAGUGAGGAUGGGAAGGGGAAGCCAGUUGACAGAGCCAGGCAGACAAGCAGAUGGUGUUUACACCUGGGAAGAGGUGCAGCGCCACUGCAACAGGAAUGACCAGUGGCUUGUCAUCAAUAGAAAGGUUUACAACAUCACGCAGUGGGCCAAAAGACACCCAGGAGGGUUUCGAGUCAUCGGCCACUAUGCUGGAGAGGACGCCACGGAGCCAUUCACUGCUUUCCAUCCCGAUUCAAAGUUUGUGCAAAAGUUUCUGAAGCCGCUGCUGAUUGGAGAGCUGGCAGCAACAGAGCCCAGCCAUGACGGAAACAAAAAUGCAGCAAUUAUGCAGGAUUUCCAGGCUUUACGUACGCAGGCGGAGAACGAGGGUCUGUUUCGAUCUCAGCCUUUGUUCUUCUCCCUCCACCUGGGUCACAUCCUGCUGCUGGACGCCCUCGCCUGGCUGAUGGUUUCGCACUGGGGAACCAGCUGGACCAUGACGUUUCUGUGCGCGGUCAUACUGGCAACCGCUCAGUCGCAGGCCGGAUGGCUGCAGCAUGACUUUGGCCACCUGUCGGUCUUCAAGAAGUCCAGCUGGAAUCACUUAGUGCACAAGUUUGUCAUCGGCCAUUUAAAGGGAGCCUCUGCAAACUGGUGGAAUCAUCGGCAUUUCCAGCAUCACGCCAAACCUAACGUCUUCACUAAGGACCCUGACAUCAACAUGAUGGACAUGUUUGUACUUGGAACCACUCAGCCAGUGGAGUACGGCAUAAAAAAGAUCAAAUCAUUGCCCUACAAUCACCAACACCAGUACUUCCAUCUUAUUGCACCGCCGCUUCUCCUUCCAGUUUUCUACCACAUCAAUAUAGUACAGACCAUGAUUUCUCACCGCUUGUGGGUGGAUCUGGCUUGGUUUAUGUCUUACUACGUUCGCUUCAUGUACUUUUAUGUACCUCUGUAUGGCGUGUUUGGCUCAAUGGGGCUCCUGCUCUUUGUCAGGUUUCUGGAGAGUCACUGGUUUGUGUGGGUGACUCAGAUGAAUCAUCUGCCGAUGGAAAUUGACCACGAGAAGCACCGGGACUGGCUGAGCAUUCAGUUGCAAGCCACCUGUAAUAUCGAGCAGUCCUUCUUCAACGACUGGUUCAGUGGACACCUCAACUUUCAAAUCGAACACCACUUGUUUCCCACGAUGCCGCGCCACAACUACUACCUUGUGGCCCCGAGGGUCCGUGCACUGUGUAAGAAACAUGGGAUUCCUUACCAGGAGAAAACGUUGUGGCGAGGCUUCGCUGAUAUUACUGAGUCACUGAAGAGCUCAGGGGACCUCUGGCUCGAUGCAUAUCUCCAUAAGUGACCAAUGUUAUUCUCUACAUUGUACCUAAAAAAAAAAAAAAGAAGUGAUGUUUUUUCUCCUCUUCGGCAUCAUAAAAUUAUUGUAUCUGUUUGGUUUUAUAAUCCAGUCAAUAGCAUGGGGAUGAUCUUUUUGUAAUGAUGGUGUUAGGGUUAAGUAGUUCAAACUUUUCAGAUUCUAUGCAGGGUUUUUAGUGCACCCAGGAUUUUUUAAAUUGCCUUACAGUAUCUUGAGCAACAGUAGUAUGGUGUUAUAAAUAAAUAAAUAAAUAAUAAUAAAUAAAUAAUAUCUUUAUGUUACCAUAUUUAAUAUACACUUAAUUACAUGUUAGGUUCUGUGUGUGUAGCAUGAAGAGACUACAGACUUUCACUUCAUUAUACAACCUUGUGUUGUCUGAUAAAUAAACUACCUUGAUCCUUCAUCCUUGAUAACUGUGAAAGCUGAUAUUGAGGUGGUGUUUUUUCUUGAUCAUGUGAUACAGUUUGAGCAAUAAAAGAUACAAUUAUGCUGACAAA